AAGAAAUAUUUUUCGAAAACAUUCGUCAAAUUAUUUUUUAACAAAUUUAAAUUAAUUUUUACCUAUAUCUACAUGUAUUAAUAAUUAAUAUUAUGUCCUUUAAAUAUUAUUUAGGAAAUUUGCUUUUAUUUAUCGUUGAACGGGCAUUAACUUUAUAAGAAAGCAUUAUAUGGAUGUAUGAUUUUAUCUGAGAUUUCUUGUGUAAUGUUUCUGUAAUACAGUUAGACAUGAUAAUUUAUGAAAGAUAAAAUCAUUUAAUCAAAAGAAAUCAAAACUAGAUACGAUGUUUCCAAAGUAAUCUAAAGUAAUCGCAUUAGGUUAUAUUCACUGAUCUAGUCGUAGAGGAAGCAAUUCUUAAAAAACCAAAUUGAAAAUCAGUACAUGGCAAAGAAGCUGGAUGAACAUACCGUUUCCAUAUUAUCAUGUUAAUGAGCAUUUAAUAUCACAUUUUUUAUCAAGCUCGUAAAUUUACCGUUAAAGCUGUUUUAAGCGCCAUAUGUGCCUCGCCUUUCCCACGAACUUUAUAUUAAAAAACCUAUGUCGACGGUGUUUCAAUUGUCGCAUACGCUUUUACAUAUCGUGAAUUGCAAACAUUUCUAGCAUUCAAAAUUUUUAUAUUUCGACCUCAGUCGGGUCAUGUAUGGAUUAUAGAUCCGUUUACCGAUCUAACGUUUCAUUCAAAGAAAUUCAAUUAAUUCGUGCAAAUGAACCGCUUGGUUAAAGGCAAACUUUUCGCUUGGAAGGAAUACACGAGGCAUGUGCAUGUGUAUUUUUGUGCAGUCAGAGUGGCGGAUUCGUAGGCUGGUCGGUCGCGAGGCGAAGGGCCGCGUCACGAAGGCAAAGUUAACGGCCCAUAAUUCAUAGCCGACAUAUAAUAAAUAUCGUUACUCCAUCGUAAGCGCACGUAGACACGCGCAUUGCGGUCUUAUGUGCACGUACCCUUCGUGUAAUAUGUAUGUAAAGAUGUAAAUGUUGGCGACUCCAUAUAGGCUUUCCCUGAGAUUACGUGGUGAGCUUUCGUCCUUGGCAGAGGUAAUAAAAGUCUCCUUUAACAAUGCACUCACGCGCAGAAUAAAAUAAUAGUCGCCCUUUUUAAAAGCCUUUUUACCCUUUUAUCGUGUACUGUGAAUAUACAGACGUUUUUUAAAAUUCGUGGUCAAGAGAAAUUCUUUAUUGGGCCGUAGCUUCUUUGAACGUAUUGCUUUUAUAUUCGUUAACUCAUUUAUCUUUGAAACGUUUUUGCUAUCUUCCAGUGUAUGUCAUUCGCAUUAAUUUUAUGUAACUGGUUUUGUAAUAAAUAAUUGUGUAAUUGUUGUUAUUUUUAAUAGAAUAUUUACAUUUAUUUCGAGUUUUCUUAACUGUAUAAAUAGUAUACGUUUAAAAGUAUUCGCAUAAUAUAUUUUUGUAUCUUUUUUAGGUUAUUUGUUCUUCUUUAUGAAUUCGUUUCUUUCGCCACAUUGAUUUAUUGCUUUAAAAUUAUGUUUACAAAAAUUAAUUUAUAUACAAAUUAUAAACUUAUAUUUACAAAUAUUUUAUUUCCGAAUCUAUUACAUCACAGUAUGACUACACCGACUGUAUAUGUAAAUGACUAACGGUAGGCAGAAACAAAAAAAAUUUUAUACACUCGCAUUUUUAGUCUUCCAUGCCAUUGGGUCAUUGAACUUACGAAACAACGUUGUAUCCUUGAGUUACAAGUUUAUGUUUUUCGUUUUCUUCGACAUCGUGUAUAGGAGAGAGUAUGUAUAAAUAAAUGUAUGCGUAAAUGUCACGACAAUCUCAUAUAUUUCACAUUAACUUCAACGAUCCUCCGAAGGAAUAAGUUCCAAAGAUACUGCAAAUAUGCUUGUAAACUCUAUUCGUGUGUGUGAGCGUGUGUAUCAAAACGAGAUAAAAAAUAUUAUACGCGCAGAGGAACCCAAAAUAAGGUGAAUAAAAAAUAUCUUGCAUGGCCGACCACCGCGGUUUGCGGUUACAGUGUGCAACGAAAAAAGAAUUCUUCAUUUCGUCUCUUUCUUCUUCCUUUCUUCAUUCGACUUGUUCCUGUCCUCUUGGUUCGCCAUCCUUCUCUUCGUUCUUCGUUCGUGAGACUUUCAACGUGUGUAGACAGCCGGAUUUAUAUUCAAAUGAAUCGCCGUGGAAGGGUCGACUUAUCAACGUAUCAAACCCGACGAGGCGAAGAAUAGACAAGGGGGUGAGUUGCGAAAGAAUGUUUGCUUCUUGAUCGAUCACUGGUAUCGCUUGAGGGAAUUGUUAUUAAUUAUCCUAAGAACUUGUUCCUUGAUAAUUAAUUCUGGAAUACGAAGAACGCCCAUUUCGUAUUGUAGUCGAAUCUGUCAUUUAUCAUAUUAUUAUCCAACUAAAUAUUUAUGUAUCAUCGACGACUGGCGUUCAGUGUUGAACAUUAAAACAAAUUUUAUAUUUUAUAUCGUAAUAUAAAAUGUUUUCGAUAUUUCAAAAGACCAAUGUAUAUAGUUUUUAACUCUUUGCGCUUGUACGAAAUAUUUUUUUAGUAUACUCGCGCGAUACGUUGUAAUUAAUACGCACAGAUUUAUAUACGUAAAAGAUAACCGUGGCAAUUACGUAGACGGAUAGCCAAUAACGACGAUUGCCCUUUCGAAAUAUUACGCGGCGAAUAGUCAUUAUUUUGUGAAUAAGCUCGAAAAGUUUUUCGAGGGCGCAAUUAUCGGCAGAACGAUUUCCUUCGUUCGCGCCGCUACAUGACUUUAUUUAGCUUUAGUUUGUUGAAACCGGUUGCAAGCGACUUCUCUCUUCUCUUACUGCAAUACCGAGAGUUCGGUGCUCCGCAUCAUUUAGGGUUCCUCGGGUGGAGGAAGGAAUUUCGCGUUCACCACGCUCGACAGCUUCUUUCGCAUAAAGGUAAUCCUUCGUGCAGCAACUUUCGAAUGAUUUAGUAAUACGUGCUUUGAUUUAUCGAGUAUUUAUGAAUUCGUAACACCAAUCAUUUUUCGUUGGGUUGCGUUUAUAAGUUACACGAUUUCGAAAAAAAUAUUAAUAGAAACGAAACGUUAUAAUUCAUAGGAAUAAUUGGGUUGCAACUGCGAUAUCAAUCGGAUUAAUUAGCGAACAGAAUGAUCAAAUAUACUGUACGAUUAUAAAUACAAUUAAAUUGUGACGAAGUGAUUUACUAAGUUAGUUACGAUAUAAUAGAUUACAGACGAUAAUCGUAACAAUUUAGUUGCGAUAGUCGAUUUAUCUUGCGAUCGAGGAACUUUUAAAAGCUUCGAUCCCUUCGGGGAAUGACGUUCAAGUGCAAAGAAAUUCGGUCAGGGCCGUCAUACGACUCGAUCUUCCGCUUUUUGCAGUUAAAGAGUCGCGUCUUAAUUAUCCUUUUUUCUUAUCCGUCGGAGCUUGUAAAUUACAUUCCAUGGUUGGCCGACGUACCAGGAGGAAAGCGGAUCACCGUGCUUCGCAUUAGAUCGAGCGUGGGUAGCUUGCGUCAUUAAGCAUAGUAACUUACGGUACAAGAAUGACUUUGGCUUUGGCGGAGAAAGUGACCGGGUGUGGCCAUUGCGAGACAUUGUACAUCGUACGCAUUUGUAUACACUAGCCUCGAAGAAAGAUUUUCGUUGUUCGUUGUCUUUGACAGCGUCUAUUGUUCUAUCGAUUUUUCCCUUGUCUCAAUGGUUAAGACGUUUCUCUUAGUAAAGCUGUUCUGAAACUGCAACCCAUAAGGAUGUAAAUCUCAUUUCUAACAGUCGGGUCUGCCAGUACGGCAGUUAUUAUCGAGAAAGGAAUUUAGUUGAAGAAAUCGGCGAAUUCUUUUUGUUUUAAUGAAUUCUUACUUAGCGAGAAAUUGAACGUAAUUCACGUGGAGAUAUUAUCUACGCUCUAUGAUUUUUGUACAUUAUGAAACAAAUAUAAUUUUUUUCAUAUAUGAUUUUAUUUUCAAGAAACAUCGUUGCCGAUGUACUUUGUAUAGCUUUAAUACGUAUAAUUUCAUCAGAAUGAUACAGAUUGUAUCGUACCUGGGGAUAUAUCGUAAAUGCAACAUGUCUUCGUCGACUGAUGUUUGCUUCGAAUAACGAGAAGGACGUAAAGCAUGUUCAAACCUCGAAUAAACGUAGAAAAACUGGCCUCCAAGUCUUGCGAGGUACGCUGCAAAGCUUUGUGUCAAAUUUGUUAUAGCUUCCCACGGAUUAAUGGAUACUUUGGAUAAGUGCAUCCAUAAUUGUAGUACUAAAAGUUGACUUCUACUUUUAAACAUAUAGGCGAUGACUUGGAUCGCUAAAGUAAACUGCAUCGAGUUAAACGCCAUUAAAAUGUGGUGUCCGUCGAGUAUACGUUAGUAGCGGAAAUGAUGGAAAUUCUAGGCACUGAUGCAUUCGAAUUUCAAGAUUUUUAUCUGGCGAGCUCUGUGUUUGGAAUCAUUGUUUUCAGGAAACGUAAGAAACGUAAGACGUGUUCGAACUUACUAUCAACCAAGUUGAGCCACCCGAACCAAACGUGCAAACGGUUUGGCCGGUUUUCGAGGUAGAGUUCAUCGAACCUUGGUUGCAAGGGAUUGAUCGUGUAUGGCUACCGAAGGUAUGUGCACAAACAAUCAUUGAUCUGUGACGCCCGACCGCCUACAUAUUACUUACAUAUUAUCUAGUUCGAGCUCAAAUAGGACGCGCCGCUUAGAUUCAGAAACAAAACCUCUGUUAUCACUUUCAUCAGCUACGAAUAAUUUUAUAAGCAAUUUCUAGGCCAAGGUAAAUAAUUUUCACUACUAGCGUCGAGUAAGAGUUUUAUCCGAUCGUAUAUAACUACUUGCUCUUCUUUUAACGAAGAUCUUUCCUUUCAAACUGUCGUUAUAUAUCAUUGGCUAUUUUAUUAUAUACUUAUUACAUUAUAUUUAUUAUAUACCAAGACGACUGGAUUGAAAAUAAAAUUAUUACAAUUCUUUUUACAGUGAAUUUCGUAAUAAAAAAGAAGACCGUGGAUCUGUCCGUGAGAAUAUUUGCCAUUUUUCGUAGUUUAAGAAUGCACAGAAACUCGUUAAACAUUUAUCCACCAAGCCGUACACUCGCCUCUUUCCUCUUCUUUGCAACUGAGAAGAACCGUCCCGGGACCAUUGUUAAAUCUUUUUCGAGGUGUGCCAUUCUUCGGAGGAAAGGGAGGCGGGCGCAUAAGGAUGCGCUUACGCAGGAAACGGUGCAUGUCCCGGUGACGCUACAGAAACUUGGAGCCAUACAGAGCCAUACAGAGAUAACCACGGAAGUACGGAUGACGCGAUGAGACUGAGCCCGAUUAUCUUGUCGUGGGCCACAGCGAGUUGGCUUGGUCCAACCGGAACUACGGCGAUACGAGCUCAAGCCUCGAAGGACUACGAGUUGUCGACUGAAUUCUUCCUGGUACCUAGCGACGUAGCGAUGGACAAGAACGGUCUGGCCAGUGUAGCGAGUGUCAUCAGCGUUCCAGCACCGAACAGGACGGUUUCGGUGUUCAAAAUGCCUCCUGGAAAGAAGAACCAGGAGAUCGAGGUCGAUACUCGGCCGUACUCGAGGUCCUUGCUCAGACAACGACCCUGGGCUCUUCCUCUGGCGGCCCUCAGCGCAGCCACGAUGCUCCUCAUGGCUGGCUUCGAGGUUUUCGUACUGCUCAAGGCAAGGGUAACCGCGCCAAACAGACGACAUUUAUUUCUGGGACAAGCUCUACUUUUAGGCCUUUUCCUCCUGGCAGGACUCUCAGCAGCAGCCUCCCUCAGUCAAAACCCUCUGUCAUGCGCUGCAUUUAGAUUAGUCGGCUUACCUGCUGCUCUUGUAUUUGCAGCCUUGCUGGUUAAAUGCGUGUUCCUGCUCUCGUUAAAUAGUGGAGUUUAUCUACCAGCACCUUAUCAAGCACUAGUAUUGGGAUUCGCCGUGCUCGUGCAGGUAGCUAUCAUUGGACAAUGGUUUUACGGCGAACCACCUACGGUGGUUCAGGUACAAAAUACAGGACAAAACUCUCCAAUGUCCUGUUGCAAAACUCCUCUUGGACAGAUAGUGGCUUCCCUCGGAUAUCCGGGCGCGCUGUUGGUUGCAGUAGCUUGUUUAGCAGUUCGAGCACGCGGCGUUCGAGACAACAACCGGGAAGCAGCAUUUAUUGGCUUGGCUGUUGGUUUAUCGCUUCCGAUUUGGAUAUCGAGUGCGAUCGGUUCAGUGGCUGCCUCGACGGAGAGUGACAGAGAAGCCUGGCUAGCUUAUGGUUUAUUGACUACUUCCCUUCUCGUGUUCCUGACGAUGUUCCUGCCGAAGGGUCGGCAGUUAGCUGCCCUCGGUCGAGAAGCUUCCGCAACGGUGAUUCGUGAUCGAGACGAUGCUUUGAGCUCGCUUCCUGGCAGCCGUUACUCGCCUUCCUUCUUCCACUUCAAGCCAGCUGAAGCUUCUUUAAAGAGAAAGAUGCAUUAUCACAGCGGCGAUCGCGUGGCAUUAGUUUCAUCCGCUAUACCUGGAUGCACUGCCUGCAGGCAUGGUGGAAGCCCCAUAUACUCCGACGAUGUUCAUGCACCGAUGGAGACGUUCGUCUUACCACCAGGCAUGUAUUUGAGGCCGGAAGACGCAGGAAAUUUGUACACAACUCUAUCAGCAAAUCCGAACGUAUUCUUUCAACGAGCAGCUCAUCCCGGGAUGAUGUAUUGAUAAUUUUCCAGACACACAUUCAAAUAAAUGUCCGAUAAAAGGACUGCUUUUCUACAUUCUUAGAUUAGAUAACCAUCAGGCGAACUUCGUUUUCUGUUCGCUUGUUUUGUUAUUGUUGAUAAUAAAACGUGUAAGCUUCGUUGGAGAUCUUUUUAUUAGCUUCUCUCAUUGUGGAAGCUAUGCACGAUUAUUUCGAUAACAAAUCAAAAUAUAGCAACUGGAGGCGAAUUUCGCAAGAAAUUAUAAUAAAGGUACGAUCCAUUUUUUA
Bombus pascuorum is the source of this 6888-nucleotide messenger RNA. RefSeq lists its product as uncharacterized. Gene Ontology annotation, biological process: G protein-coupled glutamate receptor signaling pathway; regulation of synaptic transmission, glutamatergic. NCBI's taxonomy places the organism in Eukaryota, Metazoa, Arthropoda, Insecta, Hymenoptera, Apidae. The coding region runs from base 5235 to 6620 and encodes 461 amino acids. Gene Ontology annotation, molecular function: group II metabotropic glutamate receptor activity. The transcript is spliced from 9 exons. Gene Ontology annotation, cellular component: membrane. The record is from RefSeq and is a predicted model, not a curated record.